AUGGGCCUGCUGGGCGUGGAGGACCGAAAGAAGCUGCCGGUGCAUGUCUUUGAUCCGAUUGUGGCCGCAGCCACCUGCGAGGUCGUGCUCUCCUGGCUAACAUCCACGGAGGGUGCGGCAGCAGGUGACCCACUGAGGCCGAAGAGGCCUUUGGUGUCUUUGGAGCCGGCCGAUCCUUCGUCCGCCCUCCCUGAAGUGCGCCAAAAGGUCCAAGGAGGCCUUCUGGCUAAGACGCCCUCGAGACCCCUCCGACCGAAUGCCGCUGAGUUCCGGCCGGGUCGCAACGCGCCGUUGCCCCAGGUGGAAGAGGAAAGCGGCCGAGAGGCAGAGGAGGAGGAGGAAGAGGAGGAGGAGUUGGAGUUGGCGAAAGAUGAGGAGGCUCCGAAGAGGCGAUUCGCAGCGUCGAUUUGCUGCGGCAUGCUCGUGGCCCUCCUCGCGACGCUGCUGGGAAGCUCCAUCCAUCUGGCCCAGCCCCAGGCGCAGCCUGCAGCGCGGCCUCCAACCAGUUUCUUCCAGACAGCAAAGCUGACGAUUUCUGAAAAUUGA
Molecule: messenger RNA, 546 nt
Organism: Symbiodinium sp. CCMP2592
Lineage: Eukaryota; Dinophyceae; Suessiales; Symbiodiniaceae
Source: the annotation of a GenBank genome assembly